AUGUUGCAUCUAGCAUUGUUGAUUCUGGUCGGUCAAGGCGGAAAUCCAAAGGUAUCUCUUAAUGGAAGAGUGGAAGGUCAAAAGCUUGAAGGGGGUAAUCUUGCGUUGAAGAACUCCAUGGACUUGGGAUAUCCGGUGAGGGUUAUUUGUAGUCGACAAAGACUGAAUAGUGAAAAGAGUGAUUUAAGAUACAUUUACGACGGGCUCUACACCGUGACCAAGUGUUGGGAAGAAAGAGCUCCAACUGAAAAAUAUAUUUUCAAGUUUGAACUGAAAAGAAAUCUUGGCCAACCAAAACUUACUCGUGAACUAGUGUCACGGCCAGCAAAGUUAGUCAAGGUAAAUCAUUCUUGUGUUAAUAAGGCAACAAAAUCCAUUAUGCAGUCGGAGUUUGUUGUGGACUAUGAUGUCUCGCAAGGAAAAGAGAAGAUACCGAUCCAUGUUGUCAAUGCAAUAGAUGAUGAGAAACUCCCACCAUUUACUUACAUUACCAACAUGCAAUAUCCAGAUUGGUAUUAUAUCUCUAGGCCUCAAGGUUGCAAUUGCACAAGUGGAUGCUUGGAUUCCGAGCAAUGCUCUUGUGCUUCUAGGAAUGGAGGUGAGAUUCCAUUCAACACAAGAGGCUCUAUUGUUAGAGCACAACCUCUUGUUUAUGAGUGUGGUCCAUCUUGCAAAUGUCCCCCUUCCUGCAAAAAUAGAGUUAGCCAACAUGGACCUCGAUACCAUUUGGAAGUUUUCAAGACCGAAUCGAGAGGAUGGGGUUUGAGGUCACGAGAUCAUGUCUCAUCCGGAAGUUUUAUAUGUGAAUAUGUUGGGGAGUUGCUUGAUGAAAAGGAAGCUGAAAAUAGAAUAGAUCAUGAUGAGUACUUGUUUGAUAUUGGCAACUAUGAUGAAGAAAUCCCCAAAAGGAAUGUUGCGCGUAGUAAUAACCUUAAAGUUGAGUCAAAUUCUUUGAUGAGGAAGGAUGAAGAUGGCUUUACCCUUGAUGCGUUAAGAUAUGGGAAUGUUGGAAGAUUUAUCAACCAUAGUUGCUCACCAAACCUUUAUGCUCAAAAUGUCAUGUAUUACCAUGGUGAUAAGAGAGUACCACACAUAAUGUUUUUCGCUUCUGAGAGUAUUGCUCCAUUAGAGGAGCUUACUUAUCACUACAACUACCAUAUUGACCAUGUUUAUGAUAAAAAUGGUGAUGUGAAGAGAAAGAAUUGUAGAUGUGGCUCCCUCUUUGUCAUGUAUGAUUAUGGUUGUCUGAAUCUAUCGAGUGAUUUGUUUAAUCUUGUUUCUACAGCCUGA
This is a messenger RNA of Solanum tuberosum (potato), 1290 nucleotides long. Its product is annotated as histone-lysine N-methyltransferase, H3 lysine-9 specific SUVH5-like. The transcript has 3 exons. Gene Ontology annotation, molecular function: histone methyltransferase activity; double-stranded DNA binding; zinc ion binding. Lineage: Eukaryota; Viridiplantae; Streptophyta; Magnoliopsida; Solanales; Solanaceae. Gene Ontology annotation, cellular component: nucleus. Bases 1 to 1290 code for a protein of 429 amino acids. The record is from RefSeq and is a predicted model, not a curated record.